CUUUAAGUGGUCGCACGUUGCGCGAGAAUGAACAUGCGUUAUCUGGUUGGCGCGCAGGACACGUCCUUCCUCAUGAAGCGCACAGGUUUAUCGAUAGGUUUCGUCUGUCUGGCAGGACCAACUAACGCGGAAUACUCCAUUGAUCGCGUCACAAAAUGACAUGUUCUCUCCAAGUUGUAAGACGCACCCCGACAGUAGUCACUCGGGUCCAGAAGGGAUUCGACGCUCCGUUAUCUCAAGAAGUUCUGGACUUGGUGCACGUUGCUACACCACAACCUUGGCGUCAAUAUUCUUGCUCCGGAGAUACCACGUGGAUUUGGGUGGUUUCAGCAGCAGGCUUUGUCUUGGAUGGGACAUGGAGGGUGGCGCCGACUCGCGUCGAGGGGAGGGAAGACUUGAUCGUAGCGCCUUGUACUCUGUGGUCAACACGACGUCGACCUUAGGAUGGGCAGUUGGUGGACGAAAGCUGGCACGCAGGAUGGCGGGGUGAGUCAUUGCGUACAGAGCAUCCACGUCGCAAUCAUCAAGCGAGGUCCAUCGAUCCCUUGUGAUCGAGUCAGGGUGUGGUAGUGAGCACGUAGUGCUCCAAACUCGAGACCGAAUGCGCCGCUCGGCCACCGAUCGAUUGUUCACGCGAUGAUUUCGUUCAUUCGACCCUUCGAACAACGUGCGUCGCUCGUCCUCGCGUCGGGCACGCCUCCUCUCGCCUUCUGACAGUGUAGGAUUACGCGUCGAGUUGAACGACUCCAGGAGUCGCUCCAAAGUAACUAAUGUUUCGUCGUACACGUCAGGCUCUGCGUCAACUGGGUCCAAUGCCACUGGUUUCUUGUCUUGGAACCCAUCGACAGCAACGUCGGCGUCGGAGGCAACGCGGCUGGGUCUCAACGGGCACUGCAUGUUUCCGCGUUCUGCUGUUCGCAC
Messenger RNA from Aphanomyces invadans, 921 nucleotides. RefSeq lists its product as hypothetical. Lineage: Eukaryota; Oomycota; Saprolegniomycetes; Saprolegniales; Verrucalvaceae. The record is from RefSeq and is a predicted model, not a curated record. The transcript has a single exon. Bases 161 to 490 code for a protein of 109 amino acids.